Exophiala spinifera is the source of this 1488-nucleotide messenger RNA. RefSeq lists its product as uncharacterized. The coding region runs from base 1 to 1488 and encodes 495 amino acids. Lineage: Eukaryota; Fungi; Ascomycota; Eurotiomycetes; Chaetothyriales; Herpotrichiellaceae. The transcript has a single exon. The record is from RefSeq and is a predicted model, not a curated record. Gene Ontology annotation, molecular function: hydrolase activity.
AUGAACACCCCUUGCACUGAGAAACAUCGUGCGCUUGGUCCCUUUGAACCAACGGUCAUUCUUCAUGGCGGCGCGGGAGCAAUAUCUCGUGCUAGUCUGCCACCGGAGCUCUGGGCUCGAUAUGAAGCGUCGCUUUUGAAAUACCUGGCUGACGCACGAAAGCUGCUCGAUUCGGGCGCUUCGGCGCUCGAUGCAGCCUGUGCUGCUGCAACAUGGUUUGAGGACGAUCCGCUCUUCAACUGUGGCCGGGGCUCGGUCUUCACCGAACAAGGUACCAUUGAAAUGGAAGCCAGUGUGAUGGUUUGUUCACUUGAUCCCAGUGGUUCUCCUGCAGGACAGAUAAAGCGUGGUGCCGCCGUCAGUCUGAUUAGGAACACAAGGCAUCCCAUCCUCCUGGCCAGGGAAGUAUUACUCGCCGCAGAUGGGGAUCAAGGUAUGGGCGGCACAAGCACCAUGCACUGCCACCUCAGUGGUCGAGAUGUCGAGGAAUGGGGCUGGAAGGAGAAGGCACUAGAAGAGAAGCCCGAUCGCUGGUUCUGGACGAGAAAGCGAUGGGAAGAACAUCGUCGUGGCCUCAAUUUGCAGAAUUGCUAUACCUACAACGAUCUUCUAGCGUCUACAGGCCGCUUCGCGGCUAUGGAGGAAGACGGCGGCGGCGGCGACGGUGUUCACGAAUACCCUAGUCAAGGCACAGUUGGCGCAGUGUGCCUCGAUUCCUGGGGAAACCUAGCUGUGGCAACAUCGACCGGCGGGCUAACCAACAAAAAGGCAGGGAGAAUUGGAGACACACCAACUAUAGGUUCUGGGUUUUGGGCUGAGACUUGGGAGGAACAACUCCCGGCGACGACCUCGGCCGUGAUGAGAACAAGACAAGAGCAAGACUACGGCCCUAUAACAAGUCGGCUGUUGCGACCGAUUGGCGGUGUACUGGGCUCAUGUCUCAACCUAUUCCAGGACUAUGAAGAAUACCAACCUGUGAUCAACUCUCGGGCAUACAAUUCAGCCAGCCAAUAUCGCUCUCCUCUGCAGAUUCCCGAUAUCAGGCGCUCGACGUCCCAAAUACGUCGUCGUGCUGUUGCUAUGAGUGGUACGGGCAAUGGUGAUUCGUUCUUACGGACCAACGCCGCGCGGACGGCUGCCUCAAUGUGCAGAUUUUCUUCCAGCAUAUCUCUCACACAUGCUGUCAAUGCAAUUGCCGGACCUGGUGGCGAACUACAACAGUCAGCGGGUGAUCGAUGGGGACUCACAGGCGAAGGCGAGGGCGGAAUCAUAGGCAUUGAGAUUGAUGAUGGCCCUGUUCCAACGGAGUUUUCAGUGGCGCAUGGCUACCCUCACAGCAAGAGCUCGAGUGCUUGUCUGUCGACGAAGAAGAGGGGAAGGGUAGUGUUUGAUUUCAACUGCGGAGGCUUGUUCCGCGCGUUUUACGAACUGGAGGAAAGGACUGGCAAGGAGACACCUAAAGUUAUGGUGUUCAAGAAGGAUUACUGA